AUGAGGGGCAAGCGCAAAAAGCGCAAAGCCGACGAUCUACAUCAAGAUGUGGCAAGUGUCGACGACUCAGAUACUUCGACCGAUACUGCUGAAACUGAUAAGUAUACUAUUUAUAAAUCGGAAAAUUACUGCCGUCAGUAUCCAGAAGAUGGCGGUAAUUUUGAAUAUAUUGUAAUAUAUGAAAGUUCCGAAACCAGGCCAAUAGGCGACAGAGACCUCAUGUCCCUUGGCGCUUCAUUGAAACGAGGCAACAAGGGCAUAAAAAGAUUUAAGAGAAUAAACAAAUACAAAAUCGGAGCUAUAUUCGAGCGGCCAGGGUUAGCUAAUAGCGCCCUAUAUAAUACCAAAACAUUAAAGGACCUGCACCUAAAAGCAUCAAUUCCCGCUUUACUCACUGAAACUACUGGUGUAAUUCGAAAUGUUCCCACUUAUAUGUCGAACAAAAACAUAUAUAAUGGAUUAUCAAGUUCCAGAGAUGUAGUUUCCGUGCGUCGACUUAUGCGUCGAGGCCGCGAUGAGGACGGCAAAUCGUGUUUGCUGCCCACCCAAACAGUUGCCUUAACUUUCGCCUGCCCUACAUUACCAGACAGUGUCGAUAUAGAUUCAUGGUACUUCGAGGUAAGCCUAUACAUUCCACCAGUUAGCCAAUGCCUGCGUUGUCUACGCUACGGUCAUAUCGGCAAAUUUUGUAAGAAUUCGCAAAAAUGCACCAUCUGCGGUGAAGAACACCUAUACAGAGACUGCCCUAAAGAUCCCAAGGAAGCCAUUUGUGUUCACUGCAGUGGCAAUCACAUAGCAAUUUCUUCAGAUUGCCCUAUUAAGAAAAAAAAAAUUGAAGAAAAUAGAACUAAAUACCAAAAAGUUGCAUACGCCGAUUUAUUCAAUGAGAAGUCUUUUCCAACAUUAAACAAGUCUAAACCAACUGAUAAUAUAAAAAACCUCCUACAGUGCGAUGACUUUGUAAACUUACUUAUUUCUUCUAUUAUCAAAAUAAUAUCUCUCAACAAGUCUGACGAAACGCCUGUUACUUCUGCAGGCAUCAAAAGCAUUCUAUUAGAUACUUUCAGUACAAACAAAAACAGAAAUAAACUUAAAACCACUUAAUUUUUUUAUGGACCACUUGAACAUAAUUCAGUGGAAUGCUCAAAGUCUAUCUAGUAAUAAACAUGCUUUUACAUAUUUCCUUUACAAUAAUGAUAUACAUAUUGCUUUAAUUUCUGAAACAUGGUUAAAACCCGAAAAAAAAUUUCAUAUCAAAGGUUACAAAAUAGAAAGAUUAGAUAUUGGUAGCAACCAUAAUGGUGUUGCUAUACUUAUAAAAAAUAAUUUAAACUAUAUUAGAUUAAAUACAUUACAUGAUGAUUCUUUGCAGAACAUAGCUAUUAGAUUACAGUUCAACAAUGAAGAAAUCUCUAUUGUUAGCUUCUAUAGUCCUACUUCAGCUGCCUCGCAAAAUUUUACUUAUACACAUAUCAAUAAUUUGAUUGAUUCUCUUCCAAAGCCCUUGCUAUUGGCAGGUGAUUUUAAUGCUCAUCAUACAAUGUGGGGUUGCACUUCGAAUAAUGGUCGUGGUACAACACUACAUAGUAUUAUUGAAGAUAGUGAUCUUUGUAUACUCAAUGAUGGACAAGCCACCACUGUGGGUUCCCACAAAUGGCGUCCCAAUGCAUUAGAUCUCACAAUUGUUUCAUCAUCACUAUCACUUCGUUGCAACUGGUCUGUUCACAAUGAUCCAAUGGGCAGCUAUCACUUGCCAACUGUCACUAGCAUCUUGUUCAGCUAUUCUGAAAAUACAAAUAACAAAGCAAGUCAGGGUAAUUUUUCCAAACCAAGCUACAUAAAUGUUGACUGGUUCAAGUAUAAACAAAUUGUUGACUCCAAAAUUUUAGAUCACACUUUCGAUUUUUCCGAUCCCAUUCUUUCAUACACCAUUUUUUGUAAUAUUUUAUUGGAAAGUGUCAAUGAUGCUAACACGAAACCAAAAAACAUAACCUUAUCACACAACACAAAUCACAAAAAAAGGCUAUGUCUACCUUGGUGGAAUCAGACCUGUACUGCUGCCAUAGAACAGUGUCGCAAGGUUUAUUUGCAAUUCAAAUCAGAUCCUUCUAUGGAAAACUAUAUCUCAUUUAAAAAACAACAAGCACUUAAAAAACUUUCACUUAAUAAAGAAAGAGAAGCUUCUUGGACAGCUUUUUGUGAGUUACUCAACAGACAAACGCCAUUAUCGACCAUCUGGAAAACAAUAAGAAAAUUUAACAAAACCUAUCACAACAAUAAUAUUAAAAGCUCUACAAAUAGCAGUUGGAUACAAGAUUUUUUAAAUAAAUUUUCAUCAAACCCCCAGUCACAGGUCAAUUUCAAUAUCCAUGUAUCAAACACACAUACACACAAUGAAUUUCUUACUAAAAGUUUUACUUUACCUGAACUACAUAGUGCUCUCAACUCUAGACGCGAUACGGCCUUUGGUUUGGAUAAUAUUUCAUACAAAAUGCUAAAGAAUCUCUCAGUUGACGUGAAAAAAAUGUUAAUUCUCAUAUUAAACCUACUUUGGAAUGCAUCUCUGAUCCCACCGGAGUGGAAAAUUGAUUGCCUUGUACCAAUACUAAAACCAGGCAAAGAUAACACAAAUCACAAUUCAUACCGACCUAUAGCUCUGACAUCUUGUUUUGGUAAACUUUUUGAGCAAAUGUUAAAACAAAGAUUAGAGUUCUAUAUAGAAUCAAAUAAAUUAUUACCUUCAAAUCAAUUUGGUUUCCGUAGAGGUUUUUCUGCUGCUGAAAGUAUGAAUAAUCUUUACUUAGAUAUUCAUAGUGCAUUUGCAUAUAACAGAUUCCUUGUCUGUGUUUUUCUUGAUAUUGUUGGAGCAUUUAAUAAUGUUGACCAUAAAGUUCUCACUAGAGAGCUAUUGACUCUUGGCAUACCUGUUAAAAUAAUUGCUUGGAUUUUUUAUUUUUUACAUGGCCGACAAGUAUAUGUUAAAUUUAAUAAUAAUUUAUACGGUCCAAAACUCUCUUAUUUGGGAGUUUGUCAAGGUGGAAUACUUAGUCCAUUAUUGUUUAUUCUGUAUAUUCAUAAAUUAAAUAUUGUUCUUGGUCCAGAAGUCACAAACUUACAAUAUGCUGAUGAUUUAGCUGUGUACUGCUCAGAAUCUAACAUGGUAAUAGCAGAAAACAAAUUAAACACAGCUUUAAAAAAAUUAAAAGUUUACUUUAAUUACUUAAAAUUGGAUAUAAGUUUGAGUAAAUCGAAAGUAGUGGUUUUUAGUAGAUCUAGAAAUUUAUGUGCUAACUUAUAUUAUAAUGAUAACUUAAUCCCUAUGGUAGAUGAAUUUAAAUUUCUUGGUGUAAUAUUUACCAAGAAUUUAUCUUGGAAUAAGCAUGUUUAUGACUUGUCAGACAGAGCUUCUAAAGCCUUCAAUAUUCUUAAGCCUCUUGCAAGGACAUCAUGGGGUGCUGACCCUAAAAUUUUACUUAUGUUGUACAAAUCUAUAGUCCGAUCUCAUUUUGAGUACAGCUAUUUUUGUUACGCAUCAAAUUCCAUUCUUAUUAAAAAGCUUGAAAUUAUCCAAAACAACAGUUUGCGAUUAAUAACUGGUGCCAUGAAAACCACACCAAUAAUAUCUAUGCAAGUAGAAUGUAACGUCCCACCAUUACAUCUAAGAUUCAAAUUUUUAAAAUUUAAAUUUCUUCUUAAGCUCUUUGCUAUUUCACAUCAUGCACUACUGCGAAAACUUCAGCAUUCCCAAACUAUUCCUUCUUCCAUUAAUUCCCCAAAAUACCCUUUCAUUCUUCUUCACUUCUCGAAUUUUAUGGCGUUUGUUGAGCAAUAUAACAUUUACAAAGCAGUUGAUAAAUGGGCUUGUUAUGAAGAUACAUUUGAGAGUAAAUUCUGUGCUAUGCGUAUAUCUAUAAAUAAUGACCUUAAAUCUAAAGAAGACUUUGAUCAACACAUAACCGAAUGGCCUGAUUUUCACUGUAUUUAUACUGACGCCUCAAAAUCAGAUCAAGGAGUAUCACUAGCCUAUUAUCACAACAAUAUUAAGGUUGGAUAUGGAUUUGGUUUACCACCUUCAUCCAGCAUUUUCACAGCAGAAGCACUUGCUAUAUUGCAUGCCUUGAAAUAUAUAAAAGAAGACAUAUGUGCCAGAAAACAGAAUAAGUGGCUUAUCGUCAGUGACAGUAUGUCAGUUCUUUCCAACCUUCAAAAUAAUUGCUUUAGCAAUAGAAUAAACCAUGUCAUCUAUCAUAUUAAAAAACUUUGGACGGAUUUGCGUAACCAAAAUAUCACUGUUGAAUUCACAUGGACUCCAGCACAUUGUGGAGUGGUGGGCAAUGAAAAAGUUGAUAAUUUUGCAAAAUCAAUAAAUAACUUGGGUGGCCAGAUUAAAAAUAUUUCAAUUCCAUGGCAAGACCUAAUUCCUGAUAUUUGUCAACAAAUUAAUAAAGAUUGGCUCGAAAACAGAAGGCAUAUGAAUGAAACCAAAGGUAAAUGGUAUGCUGAAAUAAAUAAUGAAAUCGGUAUUAAACCCUGGUUCGCUAGGAGCAAAUAUUUCUGUAAAAGGAAGUUCUACACACAGAUUUGUAGACUGAGAUUUGGUCAUUGCAAAUUUAGCGCUCACCUUUACCGAAUGAAAAUAACUUCAUCACCAAAUUGUAAUAAAUGCUCACUAAAUGAAGAACAAACUUUACAUCAUAUUUUUUUCACAUGUCCAGCUUUUAAUAUUCAUCGCAUCCUAUUUAUUGAUAAACUGCAAGAGGUUUAUAAGGAUAGCAUCCCGCCUUCUCUUCAAGAAUUGCUUAAGUGCCCUGCAAGUUUUAGAGCAGUAUAUGAAUACAUUACCUCUACUUUCGGAGACUUAUAAUGGAGAACACAAAUUUUGACUUUAUAGUCAGAUUAUCCAAGAAACACGAUUGCGACAACUCUCAACCGAAACAAAAGGGGAAAAAAAAAAAAAAAAUCUGAAUAGAAAUUUACACGGAUUUGAAAAAUAUUUAUAAAUGAAGAAUACUAAAGAAUUGGCUUUUUUGCCUUGAAACAUAAAAUUAUAUAUGAAAAUAUUAAACUUAAGAAUUGGCUGUAUGGCUUAGUUCCUUUGCCUUUCUCUUCGAGAAAAACCUUACUACUACUACUACUAAUUAAUCGUAAAGUAAAUUUUGGAAAGCGCGGGAAACUUCGUUUAUGGUAGACGUAUUUUUCACGGUGGUGAAAAUUUAAUUUAAUUUUAUAGUUAAAACGCGGAGGAUAAGCUGGUAGUGUAAGUUUUAGUAAUAUAUGUAAUCUUUGUAUCAUAUUUGUGUAUAGUGUCAUCGUAUAGUUGGUAAGUUUUUAUAAUUUUUGUAAAUAUUGUAUGAACGAGCCCCCCGAUCUCGAUCGGGGGGAUGAUGGCUAUGUUGGCCUGAAUCUCCCCGUGGGAUCAUAUGUAACUGUUGUUUCACAAGAUGAAUUUGAUAAAAUGGAUACGGAUUGUUCCUUAUCAUCUCAGACAGGUGAAGGAAGUCGUAAACGAACACGUUAUCUACGCCUUUGUCGGCAGUGUACGAAAAGGAGAAAUAAGAAAGGUGGUUCUAGCGGUGAUUACUGUCAGUGCGAAAGUUUAUGCAAUAUGGAAGAUGAGUCAAUUUUAAUAAAAAAGAUUACUUCUAAAAGUUCUAAACCUAUAUCUCAAUCGACGUCAUCUUCACACUCGCAAAAUAAUAAUAAUUCACAUAAAACGUCCUCUCAACCAUCAACAUCUUAUACGGAAAAUUCAAAUAUCUCUCAAGACUCUAACGCGGGAAAUUCAAAUAUCUCUCAAGACUCUAACGCGGGAAAUUCAAAUAACACGAAAACUACAGUAACCAAUACAGACUCCCGUUGGAUCGGCCGGACUGAAUAUGUUCUUACUGAUGUUUCCCCUUAUUUGAUACACGUUCAACGUAUACAAAGUUCACCUGAUGACGGGACCGUUCUCCAUCCUAUAACUUUUGGCAAUUUUUUAAAACAGAACAAAUUUGAAAAUAUUAUUCCCGGUAGUGUAAAACGUAUAGGAAGAAAUAGGUGCGUAGUUGGCUUUUCCGAUUACAAAGACGCCAAUAACUUUCUUAACUGUAAUCUUUUAGAAACGAAAAAGUUAAAAGCCUUCAUUCCGACUUUCAACGUAACAAGGAUGGGGCUAGUUCGUGGGGUCCCUGUAGAUUGGAGUGUAGAGGAAGUUCAACGAAAUGUAUCCGUUCCUUUAGGCUGCGGCAAAAUACUUAAAAUAAGACGUUUGAAUCGCAAGGUGAAAAUUAAUGACUCGGUUUCUUGGAAACCCUCUGAAUCCGUUGUAAUAACGUUUGAUGGGCAAGUUUUACCAAAACGGAUUUUUAUGUGCUAUAAUGCUCUUCCAGUAGAGAUAUAUAUUUUUCCUACAAUACAAUGCUAUAAAUGCUGUCGUUAUGGUCAUACCAAAGUACAAUGUCGUUCUAAGACUCCAAUAUGUUAUAACUGUGGAGGUCAACAUGCAGGUGUCUCAUGUGACAGGUCAGAUGAAGAUCCUCUAUACUGUGUAAUGUGUAAAGUUGAAGGGUCUCAUGCAGCGAUAGACAAGUCAUGUCCAGAGUUUGUGAGACAGACAGAAAUCAAACUUAAAAUGGCUCAGAGCUGCAUGUCUUACGCAGAAGCCAGUAAAUGUUUUCCUUCUGUUAAGCCUUCAUACGCAGAUGCACUAAGCUCAACAAUUCCAGAAGUACCGAAACCUGCAUAUGUUCCCACACCGAAGUCUGCAUCUCGUAACAAUUUUAUUAAUUCAUCUUAUAAAAAGACAGUAUUUUUAAAACCUCGCUCUCCUCCUAAGCAUCAAUAUGGUUAUGAUCGUGUUGUUCAUAAAAAUUUAUUAAAAGAUUUCCAGGUUUCAGAGCCUAAAAAUGGCUGUGCUCUGGUAGAUAAAAGUAAAGAGGAAGAAAACUCUGAUGUCUUAGAAAUGAUACUAGCUUUAUUAAGUACUUUAAUAAACUCAAACUUACUAAAACCGUCCCACGUUGCCUCUAUUAAUGAAAAAAUAAAAUCAAUUAAUGUUAAUAAAAAUAAUGGAUUGCAAAAUAAUUCAAUGGAAUUGCAGGAGUAUUGUUCCAAAGAAACAUGAUUUAAUAUAUUUGUUAAAUAAACAUUCUCCUGUUGUUGUCGCAUUAUCCGAGACGUGGUUAAAGCCAGGAUACCUAUUUAAGGUCCCUGGAUAUACCUGCUUACGUGAUGAUAGAUACGAUGGCUAUGGUGGUGUAGCAUUACUCGUCAGGAACUCAAUUGAUUUUUCUAGAAUAUCGUUUUCUUCAUUAAUCUCUAAUGAUGCCAUUAAUAUUGUCGGCAUCAAAAUUUAUAAUAUUUCUAUAGUUUCCAUUUAUCUCGCUCGUUCCUCUUUUAUUAUUCUCAAUAGCAUUAAUAAUUUACUCUCUUCACUUAGUGAUCCAUUCCUACUAUUAGGUGACUUUAACUGUCAUCACCAAAUGUUUGGUUGUGGCACCACUGACACCAAUGGUGUACAUUUAGUAGAAAUAUUAGAUUUACAAAACUUGUGUUUACUUAAUACUGGCUCACCAACCAGACGCACAAAGCCUAAUGAGAAGCCUAGUGCAGUUGACUUAUCAAUUUGUACUCCAGAUCUUGCUUCUUCUCAUUCUUGGUACACCUCAUCAUCUACUUUUGGCAGUGAUCAUUUCCCGAUUAUCAUAUCCUCUCCUAUUAGACGCCCUCCUUAUCAAAAACGAGAACCUCGUGUGAAAUAUAAAUUAAAUAAUGCUGAUUGGUCUGCAUUUAAGAACCUUGUCGAAUCUAAAAUAAAAGAUUUGCCUGAAUUAGUUAGCGGUGGUGAGACCAAUUCUUCUAGAGCUUUGGCUACAUGUUUAAUAGAAUCUGCCGAUCAGAUUUUUUCUGUUAAACGAAAUCCAUCUAAUAAGAUUCCAUAUCCUCCAUGGUGGGAUAGAGAAUGUAUGGAUGCUGUAAGUAAAAGAAAGGUAGCUGAGAGAGUCUAUGCUGCGGACAUGUCCAAUGAAAACUUAGAUAUUCUCAAUGAAGUUAUUUGUAUUACACGUAAAUUCCUCAGAGAUAAAAAGCAGGAAGGCUGGAAAACAUUUUGUACUUCUUUAUCUCCUUCUACGUGCCCUACAGAAGUUUGGCGCAGUAUUAAACGAUUUCGGUCUGCUUUCAAAGAAUCUUUAUCAUCAUCUUCACUUCCCCCUUCUUUAACAAAUGCCUUUUUAGACAGAUUAGCUCCUCCAUCAGUUGCUGAAUCGAUCUACUUUCCUUUAGAAUCAUCUUUGACAGAUGACUCUUCCUCUUUAAACUCUCCUUUUUCACUACAUGAAUUAAAAGGUGUGCUUUCACAUGUUAAAGAUUCAUCUCCAGGUCAGGAUGGUAUUAUGUACUCAUUUUUAUCUCAUCUUGGUAAUAGUGCUUUAAUGUAUUUUUUAAAUUUAAUAAAUUCAGUCAUGGUCACAGGUAAUAUUCCUGAAACAUGGAAGUCUCAAGAAGUUAUAGCGAUUAAAAAACCUAACAAACCUACCAAUGAUGUUGCCUCAUAUAGGCCUAUUGCGCUGUCCUCUGUUUUAACUAAGGUUGCUGAACAUCUUGUGAAGAAUCGUUUGGAAUGGUUUAUUGAAAACAAUAAUUUCAUAGCCAAUAGUCAAUACGGUUUCCGGAAGUCAAAAUCUACAAUAGACAAUUUAGCUAUAUUAACCACAGAUAUUCGCUUAGCUUUUUCGCGCGAUGAAGAUAUUGUAGCUGCCUUUUUGGACAUCGCUGCCGCUUAUGAUAAUGUGAACAUUUCUAUUUUACAACGCAAAUUAUUAGAGCUACAGGUUCCUACAUUAUUAAUUCAUUUUAUCAUCAAUUUACUAUCCUGCAGAUACAUAUCAUUAUUCGUUCAGAAAGACGGUAAUACUACUGAGUUAAAGCGUACAGUUUUUAAAGGCCUUCCCCAAGGUUCAGUACUUAGCCCACUUUUAUAUAACAUUUAUACAUAUGAUUUAGAAUCAUCUUUAUAUUCCCACAUAAAUGUGUUACAAUAUGCAGAUGAUUUGCUUUUUUAUUCCGUAAAUAAAUCUAUAGAUAUCGCUUGCAAUUUCAUGUCUAAUUCACUUAAUAGUUUAAAUGUGUGGUUAGUUAAAAAUGACUUAAAUUUAUCCGUAUCCAAAAGUUCAAUAGUUGUAUUUUCUAAAAAACGUACAACUCCUGUCAUAAAUGUGACCUUCAAUGGUCAAUCUCUGCCAUAUCAAACAAAAAUUAAAUUUUUAGGAGUUAUAUUAGAUUCAAAAUUGUCUGGACUUGCCCAUUAUGAACAUAUUGAUAUGAAAUGUGCACAGCUACUUAAUAUCAUGAAAUGCCUCUCAGGUGUAUGGUGGGGUGCUCAUCCGUUUUCUAUGAAACUUGUGUAUAACGCUCUUCUCCGGAUAUAAGAUAUGAUAUAGGUGUCGGUAAACAAGAUAUUCUGGAGACAAAUAUUCGUUUCAUGAGUAGCGUUGAGGAACAAAAUUGGAGUGGAUGGGAUUAUAUUUUUACAGAUGCCUCUAAAAUCUCUAUUGAUGAUUGUGUUGGAGUCGGUCUAGUUCAUUGGCAACAUAAAAUAAUACAAAAGAUUAAACUUCCUCCUGAA
Molecule: messenger RNA, 9607 nt
Organism: Bombyx mori (domestic silkworm)
Lineage: Eukaryota; Metazoa; Arthropoda; Insecta; Lepidoptera; Bombycidae
Product: RNA-directed DNA polymerase from mobile element jockey
Exons: 2
Coding region: 1-1104 (367 amino acids)
Biological process (GO): DNA replication, removal of RNA primer
Molecular function (GO): nucleic acid binding; RNA-DNA hybrid ribonuclease activity; zinc ion binding
Source: RefSeq, a predicted model, not a curated record